Anarrhichthys ocellatus (wolf-eel) is the source of this 2826-nucleotide messenger RNA. It is a transcript of the gene acot11b, whose product is annotated as acyl-CoA thioesterase 11b. Gene Ontology annotation, biological process: acyl-CoA metabolic process. Gene Ontology annotation, molecular function: long-chain fatty acyl-CoA hydrolase activity; lipid binding. The transcript has 15 exons. Lineage: Eukaryota; Metazoa; Chordata; Actinopteri; Perciformes; Anarhichadidae. The coding region runs from base 886 to 2616 and encodes 576 amino acids. Gene Ontology annotation, cellular component: cytoplasm; cytosol. The record is from RefSeq and is a predicted model, not a curated record.
ACCGUUGAGUAAAGCUGUGGCGUAUGCGUGCAUGUGUUUCUAAAGUUGUGGAGCAAUGAGUGAAGUGGAAAGAGGUCCGUGUUGUACGCUGCUUCCUUCAGCCGGCGUUAAUGUGUAGUAGCCGACGGCCAAUUGACACGUGAAGGUCUUUAUCUCGAUUUCACCACCAGCAGUAACUAUAAAACUAGGUAAGCCAUUUUAUUUACUUUGUUUACAGUUUGUUUACUGCCAUGACUUGUUUUUUUUUUUCUAGAAUGAAGAGCAGGCUUUUAUAGGCGUGCGGAGUCUUUUUGUCACAGAAGUCCAUCGUGAAUGUUGUGAUGUGUCUCAUUUCUCCUGAAGUCAACAUAAAGGUCACUGCAGCUUCUGUCAGCGUGAACAGGAAAGACAGGUGACCACUGCACGCGCCCCAUUGGAGAAGCAGUGUGUGGGCAAACACUUCAAUCCCGGCAAAUAGUUUCCAUGAAUACCUCAUUUAGCUGCAUGCCCUAAAAUAGUUUGUAUAUGUGUCUUGAAAUAGUGCGAGACUCCAAUUAAACAUGCUCUAUAAAGGCAAGUCCCAGCAUGCAUUUGCAAAAAGGACUGCAUGUAUAAUGGCAUUGAGAGGCCUACCAUUUAAAUGCUGCAAGGUUGUAAUCACACACAUUGGCAUUUCAGGUUGUUCCUGAUCCUUGAGUUAGAGGGCAAAUGUUGGGCAAUUCCUCAGACGACAAUAUGAUGCAGAUUAUCGAAAGCGUCUUAUGUUGCAGCACUGCUUCCAAACUGACUGCAGGUUUUCACAUUUUAGUAAUGUCUCAGCGUGGUAAACAUGAACGUCUUGUCUUUUGGAUGACGUGGUUUUACUGUAAUUUCCUGUGUUUUCUGUCUGUGUAGUUGUGAGUUAUUAUGACGUCAAAUGGGAAACAUGCGGACACGGUGCGGGACCCUCUGUUCAUCCAGGAGGGUGAGGAAGUGUACAGAAACCCCACCGAGUUGAAGAUGAGUCAGAUCGUGCUGCCAUGCCACGCCAAUCACUGUGGAGAGCUGAGCGUUGGACAGCUGCUGAAGUGGAUGGACUCCACCGCCUGCUUGUCUGCUGAGAGACAUGCAGGAUGUUCCUGUAUCACUGCGUCUGUGGACGACAUCCAUUUUGAACACACCAUAGGGGUGGGAAAGGUCGUCAACAUCAUAGCAAAAGUCAACAGAGCCUUCACGUCCAGUAUGGAGGUGGGCAUAUUGGUGAAUUGUGAAGAUCUUUACACCGACAGGCAGUGGAAGGUUUGCCACGCUUUUGCUACCUUUGUCGCCCGACGAACUGAAGCGGGGAAGGUACAGCUGAAGCAGGUGCUUCCUCGCACACAAUUGGAGCAGAUGGAGUACAGCCUGGCAGCAGAGCGGAGGAGGAUGAGGCUCAUCCAUGCUGAGAUCAUUACAGACCUCCUGAGCAGCAGCACGGCUCAGCUGGGAGAAUGCCAGGAGUACCAGGACGCUGUGCCGGCCGAGCGGACGCGGGUGGAGAGCGUGGAGCUGGUGCUGCCGCCACAUGCCAACCAUCAAGUCAGCACCUUUGGGGGCCAGAUCAUGGCCUGGAUGGAGAAUGUGGCUACAAUUGCAGCAAGUCGCUUGUGUAAUGCUCACCCAACCUUGAGGAGCAUCGACAUGUUCCAUUUUCGUGGCCCGUCUCACAUUGGUGACCGACUGGUACUGAAAGCCAUUGUUAACAAUAGCUUCAAGCACAGCAUGGAGGUGGGAGUGUGUGCGGAGGCCUACCAGGGUGGAGAACCUCUGCGCCAUAUAAAUAGUGCUUUCAUGACCUUUGAGGUGCUGGACGGUGACGGGAAGCCGUGCACGCUAUCGCGGAUACGACCUGAGCCUGUUGACGGGAAAAGACGUUAUCAAGAAGCUAUUGCCAGAAAGAAGAUUCGCCUUGAUAGGAAAUACAUUAUCUCCUGCAAGCAAACGGAAGUGCCCGUCUCGGUACCCUGGGAUCCAAGUAACCAGAUGUACCUGAGCUACAAUAAUGUAUCGGCACUGAAACUAAUGGAUACCAGAAAGAACUGGGUAUUAACGUCUGAGAAAAACAAGGUCAGACUGUACACACUGGAGGAAAACCACGUGCUGUGUUUCAAGGUGGAGAUGCACGUCAGCGUGCCGGCAGAGCAGACGUUCCACCUUCUGUCAGACCUGAGGAGGAGAGAGGAGUGGGACCGGCACUAUGAGGAGUGUCAGGUGAUCAACCAAGCAGAUGAGGAAGACACACUUUACCGCGUGGCGACACCGUCUGUGAGUAAAGGCGGCAAAGGCCAGGACUUUAUCUUGCUGGCAUCCAGGAGGAAGCCAUGUGACGCCAGGGACCCGUAUCUGAUCGCUCUGCGCUCUGUCACUUUGCCCACUCACCUCCCCACCGAGGACUACACCAGGGGAGAGGUGCUGUGUGCUGGCUUCACGAUCUGGGAAGAGUCCAGCACCGUCACCAAGAUCACCUACUACAACCAGGCCACACCGGGCGUCCUCCCCUACAUCUCCACAGACAUCGCUGGCCUAUCCUCCAGCUUUUCGAGCACCUUUUCUGCCUGCAGUCACUUCCUGGAGACCAACAAGGACAGCCUGGCUGCUCUGCCACCGUCUGCACUGUGACACAAUACCGCUGCCUUCGUCUCCCUUACAAGAGGAGCAGUAGCAUCAGUAGGAUCAUCUCAUUGUCGUCCCAUUUUACCUCUGUUGGGGUUGUGGGAUGUAAGUGUCCCACCCUGAGAUUACAAACUUCUUUGCAUUUGUAGUUUCUUUCAGGUCUUUAAAACUCAGUUCUCACUGUAUGCAUCACUUAAAAUGAGACAUCAUCUUUAA